UUUCCCCCGGAAGCCCCUCCCUGUUAGCCGCUUAGCUGUAGCCGGACGCCCGGAGGAGAACGGAGGAGAACCCGGGACACGCAGCAGCGCAGCAGAGGAGGAGAGCGGAGCUGCUGUCGUAAAAACCCGCAGCGCUGCUGCCGGAAAGCGGACCAGAAGUCGAAAAAACACCGAGCCUGCUUCCCGACAUUCCCACUCCUCCUCCUCCUCCUCCUCCACCGCCGGAGCAGCUCACACCGACACCACGACCAUGCAAUCAUUCUCCGCUCGCCCUCGUGGAUAGAGAGAGAGAGAGAGUGUGUGUGGGUGAGAAAGAGAGAGAGAAAGACUGGUGUGUGUGUGUGUGUGUGUGUGUGUGUGAUCGAGGAUGGGGUUCGGUCGGGAUCUGAGGAAUUCCCACGAGGGAUUAUUGAAGCUGCAGGACUGGGAGUUAAAGCUGCUGGAGACGGUGAAGCGUUUCAUGACGCUACGAGUGAAGAGCGAUAAAGAAUACGCCGCUCUGCUGCUCAGCAUGACUCAGCAAACGGAGAAACAGGAAGCUGCUGAUUACGUCAGCACUGUGAGCAAGUCCUGGUCUCAGGUGAUCAGUCAGACGGAGGCCCUCGGUCGGGUCAUGAGGAGUCACGCUGAUGAUCUGAACUCUGGUCCUCUUCACCGAUUGGCCACGUUGAUCCGAGACAAGCAGCAGGUGAAGAAGAGCUACCAGAGUCUUCAUCAGCAGCUGGAGAGCCACAACCACAAGGUAACCAGGACCGACCUGGACAAGCUGAAGACGACGUAUCGUCAGCUGAGCCGCGACGCUAACAACGCCAAAGAUAAAUACCGAGAAGCUCUGACUAAAGGCCGGGAGGCGGAGCGUGCUCGGGAGCGUUAUGACAAAGCGACGGGGAAGCUGCACAACCUUCACAACCAGUACGUAUUGGCCGUGUGCGGCGCUCGAACGCAGCAGGACGAGCACCGCAGCCGCGCCGCUCCGGCUCUGCUGGACGCUCUGCAGAGGAUGCAGGAGGACAUGACGCUCGCCCUUAAAAGUAUCCUGGAGGAGUACUGUGAGAUCAGCAGCCUGCUGACGGAGGAGAUCGUUAAAGUUCAUCAGGAGAUCUCGGCGGCGGUGGAGCAGAUCGACCCGCUGGCCGAGUACCAACACUUCAUCGAUGCCUACCGGUCUCCGGAGACUCAGGAGGCGAGCGUGGAGUUCGAUGCGUCGCUAUUGGACGAGACGGAAAACCUGCCGGCCAAUGAGAUCCUCUGGAACACGCUGACGGCCGACAGCCUGCAAGCCAUGUUGUCGUCUGCGUCGGAGGAGCUGUCGUUGACUCAACAGAAUCUGCGGACGAAGGAGGCGUUGGCCGAAGAUCUCGAUACCAAAAUCCAGACGAGUCAGCAGAGUGCCGAGAGGAAGAGCGACUGCGUCCUGCUGCUCAGUCAGAAACUCUCCCUCCUCGAGCUCCAUCACGCCGUCCAAUCACUGCGCGGCUCUGAGGCCCGGCUCGCCUCCCAGAAGGCCUUGCUGGACGCCAAGAUGGCUGCCGCCGCCGCCUCCCCGCCCCCGCCACCGCCUCCCCCCAUGCCGUACGAGGAUGACGCCCGCUCCGUCGGAUCCACUGACAAAACGAAGGAGAGGAGUUCUCGGUUCGACACUCUGCGUCACUCUCUGGCCGGGAUGAUUCGGUCUCCUAAAGCCAUGCUGGGCUCCUCCACCUCGCAGUUCUUCGACGUGAUCCCGACGUCGGAGCGCCCCCUGGCGGAGCAGGAGUGGUACCACGGCGCCAUCCCCCGCACCGAGGCUCAGGAGCUGCUCCGGCAGAAGGGAGACUUCCUGGUGAGGGAGAGUCACGGCAAACCGGGAGAGUACGUCCUGUCUGUGUUUUCUGACGAGCAGAGGAGACACUUCAUCAUCCAGUACGCCGACAGUCAGUACCGUUUCGAGGGGACGGGUUUCUCCACCAUUCCUCAGCUCAUCGAGCAUCAUUUCUCCACCAAACAGGUCAUCACUAAGAAGUCUGGAGUUGUGCUGCUCAACCCCGUCGUCAAGGAUAAGAAAUGGAUCCUGAACCACGAGGACGUGGUGCUUGGGGAUCUGCUGGGAAAGGGUAACUUUGGCGAGGUGUUCAUAGGGACGCUGCAGCGCGACAAAACGCCGGUGGCCGUUAAAACGUGUAAAGAAGAUUUACCUCCAGAGCUGAAGAUCAGGUUCCUGUCUGAGGCCAGGAUCCUGAAGCAGUACGACCAUCCGAACAUCGUGAAGCUGAUUGGUGUUUGUACGCAGCGACAGCCGAUCUACAUCGUCAUGGAGCUGGUUCCUGGUGGAGACUUCCUGUCCUUUCUGAGGAAGAAGAAGGACGAGUUGAAGACGAAGCAGCUUGUUCGCUUCUCUGUGGACGCUGCAGCCGGCAUGGCGUACCUGGAGAGUAAGAACUGUAUCCACAGGGACCUGGCAGCGAGGAACUGUCUGGUGGGAGAGGGCAGCGUGUUGAAGAUCAGUGACUUUGGGAUGAGUCGUCAGGAGGACGACGGUAUUUAUUCUUCUUCUGGACUCAAACAGAUCCCCAUCAAGUGGACGGCGCCGGAGGCCCUGAACUACGGUCGUUACAGCUCCGACAGUGACGUGUGGAGUUAUGGGAUUCUGCUGUGGGAGACCUUCAGUCUGGGGGUGUGUCCUUAUCCUGGGAUGACCAAUCAGCAGGCACGAGAGCAGGUGGAGAAAGGUUACAGGAUGUCGUGUCCUCAGCGUUGCCCUGACGAGGUGUACAAAGUGAUGCAGCGCUGCUGGCAGUACAACCCUGAGGAGCGACCCAAGUUCUCUGAGCUGCAGCGAGACCUCGCCGCCAUCAAGAAGAAGUGAUGACAUCAUCGCACGACCUCGCCGCCAUCAAGAAGAAGUGAUGACAUCAUCGCACGACCUCAAUGCCAUAAAGAUGUGAUGACAUCAUCACACAACCUCAAUGCCAUAAAGAAGUGAUGACAUCAUCACAUGACCUCGCCGCCAUAAAGAAGAGGCGAUGACAUCAGAGACAGCAGAGUGUCGUCGGCAAAGAAGAGUUCAUUUUUGUCAGGAAGUGGGUGUGGUCAGUAAGUGGGCGUGGUCUCUUUGGGCUAAAAACUGUUUGAGACCAACGUUACUAUGAACACACCGAACUACAACUUUAGAAACAUUUACAAACACAGAAACCAUUUAGCUGCUGAUGUUUGAACUCAUUGAACUACAGUGAAAACUUGACCAAACACUACUGACGUUAGCAUGGAUGUAGCUAGCUGUGUUAGCAACUUUUAAACACGUGGAGUCAACCAAAAACUUUAAAAUCAUGUUAAGACAGGAAGUCACACGCAGACGUUAAGCCUGGUUUAAUGGAGCUAACAACUUAGCAUGACUGUAGCGAGGGUUGUUAGCAUGUUGUGAGCACAACGGAUUGUUAGCAUUACUUGUUCUGAUGCCUCUGAUUACACUUUGUUUACACAUUCAUCGACAGUUAUUAACAUUUUAGUUUCAGAUUUAAAGAUUUUUAGACGGCUUCAAUAAAACAAGACGGAACAGAAAUAAAUACAGAUCAGACAGGAAGUGAAAGAACUCAUAAACGUAACAUGAAAAACUGAAUGAAACUCUAAAAACAACAUUGUGUUGUGUUACAUUCGUCUGAUAGAAACCAGAUUAAAGGUGAAUUAUUUGAGUGAAUGAAUCACAAAUCAAUUUAAUAAUUUCCUUUGAGAGGAGAGAACGUCUCACUAAUGUGGAUAUUGAUUGAUUGAUUGAUUGUGAGUUAGCAGACCAGGUGUUCACUCACAAAUCUCAGUCUAACGCAGGCUUCACUAAAACUUCUGUUCAGCUCGUUUGAUUCACACUAAAUAAUGACACCAAGUUUGUUUUUAUUUUGAAAAGCGUGAGUUUCCUGUUACUUUAAAAGAUUUUUUUACAAAAUAAGCUAUAAAUGUAACGAUUGUCUACAGGUGACGUUCAGACUUUAAGCCACGCCCGCCACUUCAUCCUACCUGUCACUAUCGUUACCGUGGCAACAGCAUGAACACUAAAACGUUUACACUGCUGAGGACCAAUCAGCUGUUCACACUAAACAGUUUGUUUUGAUUUUACAGUUAGUUUCUGUUUUUAUUUAUUAUGUUUUUAUGAUUUUAACGUUUCUCAGAUUCUCUGACGGCUCAACUGUCAAAAAACUCAAAUAGACAAACUGACCUUUAUUUUGAAAACAAGACAGCUGUCAAUCAUCACGCAGACCACGCCCACUUUGACCAAUUUAUUUUUUUUCCUUCAAGGAAAUGUUUUUGACCAAUCAGUGAUUUCAAGUAUUUUAUUGACGGCUGAAAAAAACUAACAAAAAUGUUUGAAAUGUAAGCAUUCUAUUGUUAUCAUUUUAUUGUGAAGUUUAUUUUAUUUCUAAACCAAAGUAUAAAACAUUUGUCUGAUGAAAUGCAGCUCCAAAACAAUUCUUUAAAGGAAAAAAUAUAUAAAAUUAUAAAAAGAAUCAUCAGCACUUACUUUUGUUUUUGUCAUUAAAACUGAAAUAAUGUUAAAAUGUUUAAAAAAAGAAAGUUUAAUAUAAAUAUGUAUAAACUACAAAUAAAAAGACAUGUAUUUGUGUAAAUGAAUCGUGAGUCCUGAUUGGUCAGAAUCACUUCCUGGACUGUGUGAGGGCGGAGCUUACAUGUUAAUGAUGUCAGAGCUCCAGAGCGCCGCCUACUGUUUAUGUAAAUAAGCACAAGAUGUUUUUACGGUUUGUUUUACUUUGUUUUUACAGUUUUCAAACACUAACCGUCUGUUUGUCUUUUAUAUUUGUUUCUUUAUAAAAAAUAUUAUCGUAGCAUUUAUUAUGAAAAUAAAACAAA
Anoplopoma fimbria (sablefish) is the source of this 4836-nucleotide messenger RNA. It is a transcript of the gene fer, whose product is annotated as fer (fps/fes related) tyrosine kinase. Gene Ontology annotation, biological process: regulation of mast cell degranulation; Fc-epsilon receptor signaling pathway; cell adhesion. The record is from RefSeq and is a predicted model, not a curated record. Gene Ontology annotation, molecular function: non-membrane spanning protein tyrosine kinase activity; ATP binding. NCBI's taxonomy places the organism in Eukaryota, Metazoa, Chordata, Actinopteri, Perciformes, Anoplopomatidae.